Messenger RNA from Pocillopora meandrina, 7596 nucleotides. The record is from the annotation of a GenBank genome assembly. Lineage: Eukaryota; Metazoa; Cnidaria; Anthozoa; Scleractinia; Pocilloporidae.
AUGGCCCCCGUGCGAAGAAAAAAUCGGAAAAGAAGUGCAGCGAGAACCAAAGGAGGGUCACAGAAACAUCCAAACAAGGAUGUAGUUGGGACAGAAAUUUCAAAAAUAACAUGUUCAUCUGGCAGAUCGAAGGUUGAUCUAACAUACAAAGAACUUGGCGUUGCAGAGCUGCAAUGGCCCGCCGCGGACGAACGAGAACUGAGCCAAGAAAUAAUGAGAGUGAAUCCACUAAAUAGGCAGUCCAUUCUUCAGGUAAAUAAGAAUUUCGUGAAUGAACAUUUUGCGAGGAUUGAGCCUUAUGCUAAACAUCGUAUUGUUAUAUUUCAUAAUUUAUUUGCCUGUGAGUAUAAUUCAAACAUUCCCGCCACAUUUGUGUGUUUUGCCUCACAGUUGUGUAUGUUAAUGAAGCUGAAAUCGACGUGCUCUGUUGAAUGUUAUUCUUUUCUUGGUUUAAUUUGUAGUAUUCAUUUAAGCAAUCUGAUUCCCCUGAUUCUUCGCUCGAGAGAAAGAAAGUCAGGAAAAUCUUUCUGGACACAACUUUUAGGUCAAAUUUAAUCAAUGUCCUAUGUCAAAAUUUAUUUGUUUCUACACUGAUCUAUGUACAAGCCAAAAUUUAAGUCAGUAUGAUUUGACAGGGUAUCAUAAUUCUACGUACUACCUGCCAUUUCUUUUAAUUUUCAUUCUGAGAAUUAAGUGUCAAAUCGGACAAUAUCCCUCGGAUGAUAAUUUUUUUCAGUAUUACAUACAGACAGCAUAGAUGACAGUAAUAAAGUCAUAUCCAUUUCUACUCUUGGACUAGAUCCAUUUGUAAGCAGACACGUAGAGAUCAACUUCUUUUGUCUUGUUUUCCAGGCUCCCUGUCAGAAGUUUGUUGUUAGUCAUUGGGGAAAAACUUCAUCUUUAGUGGCAACUGGUUCAUCAUCCACUGACAGCAAAGCCUGGAAAAGUGGACCAAAAUCAAAAGAAUCAACAGCCUGUGUUCAUAAAAGGAAAAGAACUGGUGUGAAAGAAAAACCUACUCCUAGUAAGGCAUAAUUAGGACUGGAAAUAUAUAUAUCAUGAAAAGUCUCUCAAAUCAAGGAAAAGUACAAAUCAUUCUUAUUUGUUAUGUCAAGAACUGGUCAACCCUUUAACUCCCAUGAAUGACAAUCGCAAAAUUUUCUUUGAAAAAUUUCAAACAAUAUCAAGCAGACAGGUGAUGAGACUAGGGAAAAAAUCAAUCAGGGGGUUAUUAGUUGAUCCAAUACCAAAUUCUCCAUACUACGUCAUAAGAAUUUUAUGGCAGUCAGUAAGGAAAAUUACUAUUGAGAUCUUGGGAGUGAAAGAGUUAACAAUAUAAAUUUUUGGUUACAUCCUCACAUGACCUUCAAUGAAUUUUUUUUUUCAGAUUAUUGGAUGAUGUUAUCUGAUGAAAUAAUUCUGUCAAUCUUUCAAUUCUUACCAAAGAAGACAAUAGUAAGGUGUGCCAGAGUUUGCAAACACUGGCAAAGGCUAAUGUAAGUAACAUUAAUUUUAAUUAGUCUUAGUGGCAGCCAGUCCGUGAUGCUAAAUGUAACCCUAGCAGGGGUGUCAAUAAAUUGUUUCCAAAAGCCGCUGCUGUAAUGUAAUAGGUGACCUUUCCUGUAAAGGAGCUGCAAUUCUCCUUUUUCCUAGGGUUGUCUGGGGGCAUGCCCCCUCCCAAUAAAAUUUAUAAUCCAAAAAUUGGUAAUUCACCCUUGUGAAAGCCCAUGCAAAACCCAAAGUUGAGAGCCUGCUUACUGACAAAACAGAAGGAAGUAAGAGGUCUUAGAUGUGGUGGUUCACCGCUUGUAACCAGCUUUUACUGAAACCUCUGCCCCAGUCUUAAUGCAUCAAUUAUUCCUGUUGAUGCAUCUCCUUUUACCUUUAUCUGAUCUCAGUGGUUAAACACUCUCUUUUCAGGUAUGAUGAAAGUCUAUGGCAUCGUGUAGACAUGACUAAGUCAAACCUCUUACCUGGUUUGUUAGGAAAGGUAUUAAAACGAGGAACCAGGGUGUUGCGAAUAGCCCAUGCAAAGGUAACCGCAGGUGUUCAGGUCCAUGAUUUUUCUGCAGUUACAUUUAAUGUACUCAUUCAGUAACAUUCUAUGGACAUGUUGUUUUAGAUUAUUUCUCAUCAAUAACAUUUUAAUGUCCCUUUACAGGUUGCUUCACCUUUAUGUGAUGAUAAUGCUCCAUUCUUCCUUGAUGUAGUUCCUCUGUCACCAAAGUCACCAAGGUUAGUGUUCUCCAGAAGCACCCAUAUGUAGCCCCCAGUUUGGAAAAGUUGAUUUUGGAUCAAAAGUCAAUUACGGUUUAAUUUAUUUCCAAGCACCCAUUAUAAAUAACUAACAUUUAUCCUUUUUUUUUUCUUUCCUCUUUGUCAUUUUAAGUAAGUCGUUAUUCAACCUGAGAUUAUUAGAUGCCACUUCAUGCAGUUUUCAAGAGGAUACCCUCCUCUGCCUUCUCAUGGUAUGUACUGAAAGUGGACUUCUUGAGAUCAUAAGACCCUUUCCAAAUGUUCAAGUCUAAGUUUGGGUUGAAGAUGAGGGCUUUAGGAGUUUAUUCUUCUGCCAUUUCCAAAGACACAAGCUACUUUCAAGCUUUUCAAUCUUUUCAUCGAAUUAUAUGCUACAGAAGAAAAUCACUUGUAUUAAGUGUAGUAGGGUAGGGUAAGCUGCAGCGCAAAUGAGAGAUGACAUAAAACAUUAUGAAACUCUUUUCAUAAAAUUGUUUGUGCAUUUAUUUCACUGAAGCAAUCGAAACAGCUGACCCACAUCAGUUUGGAAUCCUGCAAGGUUUCUACAGCCAUAUUAAAGUAAGGACAAGAUACAUUGACCUUUGUAGUAAAUUACACAAUCAGACCUUUUCCACUGUGAAAAGCACAGUUGCUAGUUCAUAAGAGAACACUAAUUCACUAACACAAUCGUAAUUUGAUCAUUGGCAUGGUCUUUGCAGUGAGCCUUGUGGUUUCAAGUUUCCUUACCCUUCUUUCCUCCAAAACUUAACCCUUGAAUUCCCAAGGUCAAUCAGUUACAAGAAUUUGGUGUUAGAUCAAGAUAAUAAAUUCUACAUGUACCUGAUAAGUUUGAGUAUUCUCAUCAGCUAUUUUUUAGGUAAUGUAUGGAUAUUGUAGGGAGAUGUUACAUGCUAAUCACUUCUGGGAGUUCAAGGUUUAAAAAAAAUAGAAUCUGAAAAGUUCAUUACUUAACCUUUUGACUCCCAUGAGUGACCAAGACAGAAUUUCUCCUUACAGUAUCAAUGCAAUAUCAACCAGAUGAGUAUUGAGAAUAAAGAAAAAUAUAAAUUAGGGGAUAAUUAGUUGAUCCAAUACUAAAUUAUCUGAAUGAACAUUAUAAGAAUUGUAUGGUUGACAGUAAGGAGAAUUUAAAAUUUGAUCUGGGAGUUAAAGGGUUAAAAGAUAAAAUAGAUUUAUCACAGGACUAAUUACACUUAUGUUUUAGAGAUGAUAAUGGUGAUGAUGAGUUCUGAUGAUUGCUGCUUCAAUCUUUGCAAUGAUGAAUAUAACUACUUAUUCCAAUUAUAAUUUUUCUCUGUAGAUAAUGUAUUCCUUUUUUACACCCUUUGUUUUGAUGCAUAUUGCCUUCUUUUCUGAUUUUAGAGCCGUCAGUGAACUGCGCAAUCUUGAAGUUUUAAAUCUUGCCAUGUGCACUGGUGUAACAAUCACAGGAAUUUGCUCCUUGGUUAAAGGUGGAAAAAACUCCAGGUGCAUAUUCAUUAAAAAACUUAUUAUGAUCAGAAAAAAUGCAUUUUAAAUGUUAGAUUGUAUUUAAAAAAUAGAUUCUCUGCUGCCAUGGGUCUUGUCAGUAAAAGAUCAUAGAUUACAUCAAGAUGUGGUAAAGAAUUUUUCUUUUUAAAGAUAGAUUGAGAAUUUCAAAAAUAGAUUGAUCAAUACUAAAUUCUCUGAACUAACAUAAGGGUCUGGUCAGUAAAAGAAUUCAAGAUGAUCUGGGAGUUAGAGGGUUAACAAGAUAGAAAAGCAAAAUGUUUUUUAUGGUGACACGUCAUCCAUGCGUCUGUCCUUCAAGAACCAAUCAAAAUGCACGCAUUUAUAAUUCAGCUUAACAUACAAAUCAGUUUGAUGAAUUUUCAUUUCAAAUCUGGCCAAUUGACAGAUAGCUCUCAUUUUAAUAUAAUAUGUGUACAUAUGUUAUGUUAAAUUACUUCAGUUUUUUAUUUUAGACUCAAGCAGUUAAAUUUAGCAUGGACAAACCUCACAAAGGCAACAAUGAUGCAGGUAGAUGAUCCUAUAUCUGGAUCUUGUUUUAUCUAUAGAUUUUGUUUUUAUAGAUAGAUCUUAUCAGACUUGCUUGAAUUAAACAUCUUAAAGAGUUAUUUUAGCAUGUCAGAAAUGAUAUGUGCAUUAAUUCUUUUUAAGUGUUGAAUUAGUCUAGUAUAAAAAUUAUGAAGAACAGACUUUUCAUGAAACAUCAUUACAUCUGGAAACAUUCUACAAAAUUACUUAACAUAUUUAAUUGAUAACAUUUCCUUUAAAACUUAGAAAAUGGCAGAUACCAGAAAUACUUUUUAACAUUUUGUUUUCCAAGGAAUAAACCAAUCAGGCUUGAGAAAACUAAACUGCAACAGUAAUAAUAACAACAAAAUGAUUACCAAUUCAAGAAGAUCCUGAUUGUUAAACAACUGAUUCCUGUCAGCACAAUAGGAAAUUAAUAAAGAACAGCAUAGAGAAUAUGGUUGCUGAUCUGCGGGUAUAAAGAGUUGAUGGUUUUUUGAGUAUCACAGUGUAUUUAAAUUUAUUGUUUUAACAGCUUAUAAAGAAUCUACCACAGCUGCAACAACUCAACCUCAGUGGAUGUAGAGAAACUCUUACUGAUGACUGUAUGUGAUAACAUAUUGUGCACUUAGUCUAAUUAGUAAAUAGAUUCCAUGUUGCUCUUCUCCAACUGAUGACUGUAUGUGAUGAUAUAUUGUUCACUAAUUAACCCUUUAACUCCCAUGAGUGACCAAAACAGAAUUUCUCCUUACUAUAUCUAUACAACAUCAUUUAGAAAAGUUGUGGGAAUUAAGAAAAACAUCAAUUCUAGGAUUUCUAAUUGAUCCAAUACCAAAUUCUCCAAACUAACAUAAUGAGAAUCAUUUGACAGACAGUAAAGAGAAUUACUAAUGAGAUCUUGGGAGGUAAAGGGUUAAUAAAUAGAUUCCAUGUUUCUGUACUCUAACUGAUGACCAUAUGUGAUGACAUAUUGUGCACUAAUUAAUAAAUAGAUUCUAUGUUGCUGUACUUCUGUUCAGUAAUAGUUCAUAAAAUGCAUCAAAAUGUGGUAAAAACAACAGAGUGCCACAAAAGGCACAACCAAAUUUUCCACUGAUUUUCUCAUCACAUUUUGAUAACUUCUGUGACUGUACAGACCUGCAGCAAAAUGGAAUUUAUUUGUUUUAUAUGAUAACAAAGUAAAAUGUUAUUUAUGGUGAAAUCAUCAAUGCUUCUGUCCUCCAGUAGAUCAUUAGUAAGAAACCAUGCACAAUGCAUGUGUACUGUAGCUGAUCAUAUAAAGGGGCAAUUUUUCUAAAACAAGCACCUUUCAUCAUUCUUUCACAUCCCAACUCUUGACCGCCAACAUUUCUUCAUAGUUUCCUUACAGUUCCUACGUUCCUAAACCACUCUUAUCUCUCUUGGCGAUAGGCAUCAAACAGCUUGUUAAAUCAUGUCCUCAACUAACUCAUUUGGAUGUCAGGUAAGAAUGUCACAAACAUAAAUAAUAAGUUUCCAGUCAUCGUGUUGUAUUUUGUUACAGACUCAGAGAGACUAACAACUUGUGUCUGGCUUUGCUUAAUCCUUUAACCCUUUCACUCCCACAAGUGACCAAGACAGAAUUUCUCCUUACAGUGUCAAUACAAUAUCAAGCAGGCCGGUGAUGAGAAUAGAGAAGGAUAUCAAUCAUGGGAUUAUUAGUUGAUCCAAUACCAAAUUCUCUGAACUAAAAUCAUAAGAAUUGUAUGGCAGAUAGUAAGGAGAAUUACUAAUCAGAUCUUGAGAGUGAAAGGGUUAAACCCUAAGAGUGACCAGCAUCUAAUUUCUCCUUACAGUAAUACUUCUGAAUCAUUUCUUAAAAUCGUGAGGGUAGAUUAAAUAAAUUGGCUUUCCAAGGCUUCUGAGAGUUGGCCACCCCAGAUUCUUGAGACAAGCUUUUUCAUUUUGACACUUCAAAGACACUUUUUCAGCUUCAGCCAUAAUGACCAUCUAACUGAUGAUGAAGCAACUUUAAGUAGAACAAAAUUUGAAACUUUGCAUAAAGAAUGCACACAACUUAGAAUUAUAGUUGUCUAUUGGAAAGGUCAAAUUUUCAUACUUGUCAGAGUGAGAAAGUAUUUUGUAAACUAAUAGUCUGGUAAUUUAUCUUUUCAGUGAUGGAGUAAUGUUAACUACUCAAUCUCUAGAGGCAAUUCUCAAACUAAAGAACUUGGUUUGGUUGGGUGUUAGCAGAUGUUACAGUAUUCCACCAGUUUCCUUCAGGUAACAAAUGGAAUCCACUAUUAAAACAUGUUAAGUGGGCUGACUUUUUAAAUUUAAUUUAUUGUUUUAUCAUCAUAAUGUGUUCAUAUAUUCUUGUUAAGUCUUGCAGAACUAGUUGCCUAUCAUUGUUAGAGCCUACCCCUGUUAUAGUCACAUGAAUUGAUUGGAAGCAUUUUACCCUUGCCAGAUGGGGUGCAAGUUCAUUGCAGGUUAUUCCCUGCCCUGCCCUCCCCCCCCCCUGCCUUCAGCAUUUUGUCAAUUUUGUCAUUGCAGCUUUUGUUAAUAACAACAACCUGAAUUCUUUCUUAUCCAACCUACACAAAACUACUUAUAACUGAAAAUGAAAUUUUAAAACUGGCUGUCUGGAAUAUAUAACCAUCAGGGUUUGCCAAUUCAGGCAAUAAACCAUCUUCUUGAUGAAGGGAGUAAGUUUCAAAAGAAACUGUGAUACUGUGUCAGUGGGGAUAUUACAAGAUAAUUUUGAUUUAUCAAAUUAGUCACCGGAAAGAGUUUCAAGCAUUAGCUCUUCCCCAUUCACUCUGACAAAGGGUAAAUGCUUACAGUAUCAGCUUUAGAAACUCUUUACAGUGGCCAAUUUACAUUAUGUGAUCAAAUUAGUUGAUAAAACCAAACAUUCUUUUCCUUACAUUGAAUUUCACAUCCUCCACACAUUAAUAACUUUUUCAUUUUACUUUUCAGCUUAUUUACCAAGAUCAAAUCACUUAAAACUCUACAGCUCUUUGGUCUUCUGAACACAGAAGGUGUAGAACUACUGAAGGCUGACCUUCCAAACGUCAAUGUGAACAAGUCAUUUUUCUCAACUAUUGCAAGACCGGUUGGGUCUGUGUACUUAGGAAUGAUAUGGGGGGUCCAGUGCAAAGAUUAAAAAUUACUUAUUAUUUUAAAUUAGGUUAUUAAAUCUCCAUGAGAUAUUCUUACACUUUUGGAAGAUUCUUUCUGGGAAAUUUGAUUUAAAUUUCGAAAAGUUUCUCUCCUAUAAAUUUUUGUAUUGUGGUUAAUGAUUGUAAUCAACCCCUUUGGUUUCAUGUACUCUUUUUAGAGAAAUAAGACUUUUUUAGGCCUGGAGGCUUCAUUUUUUCUGCA